AUGGGAGAAGGAAAUCACUCAGAGGUGACUGAGUUCAUUCUUUCAGGACUGACAGAUCGUCUGGAGCUGCAGGUCCCUCUGUUUGUGUUGUUCCUGCUUAUUUAUGUUGUCACUCUAGUCGGGAACGGGGGGAUGAUCUUGUUAAUUAUGACUGAAUCCCGACUCCACACCCCCAUGUAUUUUUUCCUCAGGAAUUUGUCUUUCUCUGAUCUCUGGUAUUCCUCGACAAUUGGCCCCAAGAUGCUGCAGAAUUUCUUAGUGAAGACAAAAAGCAUUUCUCGCACUGCCUGUGCAGUGCAAAUGUAUUUAUGUUUCUUUUUUCAAGAUGUUGAGUGUCUCUUGCUGGCAGUGAUGGCCUAUGACCGUUAUGUGGCCAUCUGUAACCCACUGAUCUAUACAGUCACCAUGUCCAGGCAACUUUGUAACCAGCUAGUGGCUGGGGUGUGUGCUGUGGGGUUGGUGGACGCAAUGGUACACACAUGUCUGACAUUUCGGCUGUCGUUCUGUCACUCAAAUAUCAUCAGUCAUUUUUUCUGUGAUAUCCCUCCACUACUGGCGCUCUCCUGCUCUGACAUAUGCAUCAAUGAGAUUGUGAUGUUUUCCUUUGCAUGCUUCAUUAUGGUGAGCAGUGUUGUGACCGUCCUUCUGUCUUAUUUCUAUAUAAUUUCCACCAUCCUGAGGAUCCGCUCUGCCAAAGGUCGGCAGAAAGCCUUCUCCACCUGCACUUCCCACUUGUGCGCCGUGGCCAUGUUUCAUGGCACUCUUCUCUUUAUGUAUUUACGUCCAACCUCCAGCUAUUCCAUUGACACUGACAAAAUAGCUUCAGUGUUCUACACACUGGUGAUCCCCAUGUUGAACCCCCUCAUCUACAGCCUGAGGAACACGGAAGUGAAGGGCGCCCUGAGGAAAGCCAUAAAGAAACUCCUAAGGAUUUCUUGA
Messenger RNA from Pelodiscus sinensis (Chinese soft-shelled turtle), 939 nucleotides. Its product is annotated as olfactory receptor 8U9-like. Gene Ontology annotation, biological process: G protein-coupled receptor signaling pathway. The record is from RefSeq and is a predicted model, not a curated record. Lineage: Eukaryota; Metazoa; Chordata; Testudines; Trionychidae. Gene Ontology annotation, molecular function: G protein-coupled receptor activity; olfactory receptor activity. Gene Ontology annotation, cellular component: membrane.